This is a messenger RNA of Patella vulgata (common limpet), 1013 nucleotides long. RefSeq names its product rRNA methyltransferase 2, mitochondrial. Lineage: Eukaryota; Metazoa; Mollusca; Gastropoda; Patellidae. Gene Ontology annotation, molecular function: rRNA (uridine-2'-O-ribose)-methyltransferase activity. The transcript has 3 exons. Bases 32 to 835 code for a protein of 267 amino acids. Gene Ontology annotation, cellular component: mitochondrion. The record is from RefSeq and is a predicted model, not a curated record. Gene Ontology annotation, biological process: RNA methylation.
CUUCUUUUAUUUUUGUUUACAACGUGCAGUUAUGGCCUUUUCAUUGACAUUGAGGUAUAACGGUUUUUCUGGUCUUUUGACAUCAUCUAUUUGUCGAUUUUGUCCAAAUAAUAGUUCACAAAAUCAGUGCAAAUUUUCCUUCUCUGAAAAUGUAUUAAAAACCGUUCCUAAAAAUAUUAAAGGCAAAGGCAAAGGUUCCCAAGAAUGGCUAAGGAGACAACUCAACGAUCCUUAUGUUAAAAAGGCACAAUCAGAGAAUUACAGAUGUCGCAGCGCCUAUAAGUUACUAGAAAUUGAUAAACGAUUCAACAUAUUAAAACCAGGUAAUAUUGUUAUUGAUUGUGGCGCAGCUCCAGGAUCAUGGUGUCAAGUAGCAGUUGAAAAAAUAAAUAAAAACUCAGAUUUAAACAGUGUCAAUGGUACAGUGAUUGGUGUGGACUUGCAACAUUUUGUAGAUAUUGAAGGAGUUCAUGUUAUAGGCGGUGCAGAUUUCACAGACAAAGACACCCAGAUAAAAAUAAUGGAGAUUUUAAAUGGGAAAAAAGCAGAUGUUAUAUUAAGUGAUAUGGCUCCGAAAGCUUCCGGAAUAAAAUCCAUGGACCAUGAAUUAAUUAUUGAACUUUGUGUUAAAGUACUCAAAUUUGGAAUCGAGGUUCUGAAACCAGCCGGAACUAUUCUGUGUAAAAUUUGGAUGGGUUACAAUCAAAAACAAUUGGAAGAGGCUAUGAAACAUUUAUUUGAGUCAGUUCAAGUUGUGAAACCAUUAUCAAGUCGAACAGACUCAGCAGAAAUAUUCUUGUUGGCACAGAACUUUAAAAAACGGAAACUGAAAUAGUUCCAUGCCAUUUGUUGAUGGGCUUCAUGUGUCCAUUCAAAGAGAGAGAGAUAGAGAGAGAGAGUUCAACUUCAUCUCAAUAAUUGCUCUACACAUUUGUUACUGUACUUGCUUGAAAACGGUGAGAGAAUACUCUUCGAAACGUCACCCAAAUAAAUCAGUAAUUGUUCUUCCAUAA